This is a messenger RNA of Penicillium subrubescens, 3759 nucleotides long. RefSeq lists its product as uncharacterized. The record is from RefSeq and is a predicted model, not a curated record. Gene Ontology annotation, cellular component: nucleus; exosome (RNase complex). The transcript is spliced from 5 exons. NCBI's taxonomy places the organism in Eukaryota, Fungi, Ascomycota, Eurotiomycetes, Eurotiales, Aspergillaceae. The coding region runs from base 1 to 3759 and encodes 1252 amino acids.
AUGUCGAAUCAACCACCCCCUCCGUUUGGUGGCCAUCCAAGCUAUGCGCAACAGUGGCCGCCGCCAUUUCCUUUCAUGGUCCCUCCGAACUUCGUUCCAAACUCAGGUUCGCAAGCUACUGGACCUCCGCCCCUCGUCCAUCCUUCCCAGGCCUUUGAGUACAACUUGGCCAGUGCCAAUGCAAACUCACGUAUCCCAGUUCCGGGCAACUCUGGCGACCAGGGCAUCUUUCUACCUCCUCAGCUUCCAUUCAUGGGCCAGUUUGAUCUAUCACAAUUUCCACUGCCAUUUCCCCCUAUGCCAAUGUCCGCAUUCGGUGCUCCACCCCCGCCGGCGCCACCAGGGUCAUCCCUCGUUCCAUCAGAAUCCAUGAAAUCCGAUGGAGCCGUCGCAAACCUGUCUGGCUCUCAACGUCAAGCAAGAGAAUCUCUGAGCCCGUCGGAUUCGAAAAGCGAAGAGGGUGAGGUUAGCGAAGGCGAGAUCAGGCAAUCUGUGAAUAUGAAGCCAGCCGCGAAUGCCAGGCUAAGCGGUGCAUCUGCUGCUCAACCAGCGAGCUUAGAAGAAAGAGAAAGCGUGUCUUCGCCGCUGUCACCUUCAACCAGAAGUAGUUCUCCUUACAAUCCCCCUCUAUCAGUUUCUGCGGACGCAGAUGUGGUGAAUCGUGCCAUCGAGCUGCAAAAACAAGAUGCAACAAAUACAGAAUCGGAUGUUUCAUUGCCUUCCAAGUCGGCCGCGCAGCUCCGUGUUCAAGCACAGGGAGCUCUGCUUAGCUUGGCGCCUCACAACAUUCGGUACAAUGAGUUGGUAGCAGAGGGUAUUAAUCCAGCUAUCUUGAAACAACUUUACGAAGACGUCGGUAUCAGAAUCGCGACUCCCCAACCCUCCAAGCCAGCUGUUGUGGCCCCCGUUGAGAAACCCGCGAAACUCGAAUCCUCCGUCCAAGCCAAAACAUCAAAGGAGCCAACUCGGCUUGAGAACAACAAUGUCCCGCAACAGCCUACUCCUAGCGCCGCUCCAUCCAACUCUGGGAAGCCUAUGGAGAGAAAGGAACUUAUUGCCAAAAUGCUUGCUGCCAAAGCUGCAAAGGCUUCCCAGCCCACUACGCCCAAAGAAGUGUCAGAAGAAAGUCAACCAGCGGCAACUGCACCUAGUCUGUCGAUCACUCCUUCUAGUGAGAAGACUGAGGAGAAUGGUGCACCUGUGAAGGAGAAAAAUAAGGCUCAAACAGAAUUGGCACGUCAGCGAAUCGAGGCUCUCAAGAAGCAAGCAUUGCUGAAAAGCCAGCAGAGGGCUCAACAGCUCAGCCAGGCUUCCAAGGAGGUGCAGCCUUCGGUACCUUUGAAUCCUGUACCGGCUGUCCAUCACCCACUGCCUGUCCGCCCACCUGCUCCUCAUCCGUCUGAGACCACUGGACUCCCAGGUCUUUCCUUGACCGAGCUGAACCCCGAAGUCGAAUCGCAGACUCCUAGUACAGGACCAGCGGGAAUUGCCGUUGAUGCAACCCCAUUGGCCAGAGCCAAUCAGCGCAAACGGCCCCUGGCCUCUGAUUUUGAUGACGCCGGCACCACCCAGAAGAAGCAUUUCCAAGCAGCAGCCCCAUAUGCUGAUGACGACUCGGAUAAACUGAUCAUUCACAUCAGUGACGAUGAGUCUCUGUACGGAGACGAUGAGGGCGAGGAUAUGGACGUGGAUUCCAGUCCUGACCAGGAUCCUGCACCUGUGACCAUCAGCACACCUCUCAGUGUUGCUCAACCCCCACUUCAAAAAUCGCUCUCGGGCACAUGGGCCUCUACCUCUACCCCACAAGCGCCAUCUCGUCCUGGUGAUCAGGAGCAAAUGCGUCAGAAGAAUCUUGAAAUUCAAGCUUUGCAUCGAAAAAUUGCAGAGUUGGAGGAGCGGCGGAAAGCAAAGCUUGCCGCCAGCCGAACUCAAUCUCCGCGCAAUUUGGAAGAUUCCGCUGCUUCUCCAUCGGCUGAAGCCUCUGCCGCUUCGUCUGCCGAGCUUGUUGAGACACCACCUGCGCCUUCAGCCCCCGAAGUCAACAAAGCAAGUGAGGCAAUUACCCCACCCAGGGCCGCCAUUGCUGUCCGGCCCAGUGAGAUUGAUUCUUUCAGCUCGUCCUCAGUACAAAUUUUGGCUUCGAUGGACAGUGUACAGCUAGAUACUAUCAGGGGCAAGAUCUUGCACAUUAGGGUGAUCGAGCAGGGCCUUGCCGAUUCGAAUUCCGAGACCGUGCCCUCGGACCUUGCUUUGUGUCGCGAUGAGGCUGACAAGCUGUUACGCGGUUUCACGGAAGAGAAGGAGGAACGGCUUCGACUCAUUGAUGAGCUGAAGAAUUUGAGCCACAAGAUAAACGGUUUGACAACGAGGGAUCUGGACGAACUCCGUCGGCAAGCGGAAAUGAAGGAGCAACACCUUUCCGCGCAAAAAGUAUCACCAAUCACAGAGCCGGCCGCAGUGGAAAAGGACAUUACGAUGUCAGGUGCAGAUGUCCCAGCAGUGGCAUCUACCGAGGAAGAAGUUGCAGCUGUGGCAGCAUCUCAUUGCUCUGAAUCCGACUUUUAUGCUGCUGAGCCUACAAAUGUUGAUACCGUGGGCAGCUCUGAGGCUGAUGAGCUUCCAGCCCCGUCGCAACCCGGUCACACUUGUUCUGUUUUGGAUGAGUCUGAGGGCCGCUCCAGCUCCGAUGAGUCCAGCUCAGACGACUCUAGUUCUGGCGAGUCUAGUUCCGACGAAUCCGGUUCUGACGAAGACUCGGCCAGUGAGGAAGAACUUAAGGCGUCAGAUGCAGAGGAUAUGGCAGAGUCGGUUCAGACGGCAGACGACGAUCAGAUGCAAAUCGACACUCCACACCAUCCCCUGCCAGACCAACCACCCGUUCCUCCCGCUGAAGACGUUGACAACGAUGAAGAUGAUGAAGACAUUGAAGGCGAUGGAGAUAGUGAAGACGAUGAAGAAGAUCAGGACAAUGAAGAAGUUGAGGGCGGUGGAAAAGUUAAAGGCGGUGGAGACGAUGAAGAUGUUGAGGAAGAUGCUGACGACUACGAGCCCACUGAUAACAAUGAUCAGGAUGGUGGCCAGUCCGACGCCGAGUCUUCCCCGGAGUCGGAAGCCUAUGAGCCUCCGGAACCAGAUGCUGGGGCCGAGUGGCCUCACUCUACCUACAGCCCGCCUCCCCCUGCUCCCUUAGAAGACACUGCAGAUGUGGAACCAUCGCUUGAUUUGUCCAGAAUCGGAGAACCACUAACGGAGACCCCUCGGGUGUCCUUUCUAGAGGCACGGCCAGUAUAUCAAGGGCCAGAUGCGGAAAUUCUUGGUGCCAAACCGUCGUCGACGACCUCCGUGCCCAAGUUCACUCCCUACGUCAGUCCCAUGCGAUACUUCAAGGCCUACCGCUACCACCCUCGCUACACCGAAGAUGUUUCGGACGGCUACCGUUCGCUAACUUUCAGCAAUGAGAUUGAUCCGAUGAAAUACCUUUGCCCAUACGAACUGGCUGGUGGUGUGUGUAACGAUCGGUCCUGUGAAUUCCAGCAUUUCCGGGACAUGAAUCUAAGCGAUGACAAGAUUCUCAUCCAGCUGGGAUCCGUUCGAGAAGGACAAACCGAGGAAGAAAAAGAAACCUACCUCGCCGGGUUGAAAGAGAUCAUCAACGAGAUGCGGCGUGACAAGGUGAAAGAUUUCAACACCGUGGCUUCUGAGAUAGCCGCAUACCGUAGGCGCUUUCUUCAAGACCCAUCGCGCGUCUUGCCCCUGUAA